UUUCGCUCGGGUCGAAGGCUGUGUGAAAAUGAUAUUUUUUACCUUUUUCUGAGAAAUAGAGAACUGUUUUUGUGUGAAAAAUGGCUGAAGACGAAGUGCUCUUUGACGACGUGUACGAACUAUGUGAAAUUAUUGGCAAGGGGCCAUUCAGCCUUGUCCGUCGCUGUGUGCACCGGCAGACAUCCCAGCAGUUUGCGGUGAAGAUUGUUGAUGUGGCUCGCUUCACCGCCAGUCCAGGACUUAGUACUGCAGAUUUGAAGCGUGAGGCAACAAUAUGCCAUAUGCUGAAGCACCCUCACAUUGUGGAGCUGCUCGAGACCUACAGCUCCGAGGGCAUGCUCUACAUGGUCUUUGAAUACAUGGAUGGAUCAGAUUUGUGCUUUGAAGUGGUUCGUAGAGCCACAGCCGGAUUUGUCUACAGUGAGGGUGUGGCAUGCCACUACAUGCGUCAGAUACUGGAAGCUCUCCGCUACUGCCAUGAGAAUGACAUCGUGCACCGAGAUGUGAGGCCCCACUGUGUGCUAUUGGCUGGACGAGACAACUGUGCCCCGGUCAAACUUGGGGGCUUUGGGGUAGCGGCUCAGUUGCCUACUCCCACUGCUCAUCGGGCACCACCCGAACUGGUGAUGGACAAUCGACCUCUCAUGGGCCCUAUGGGUCAAGCGUAUCUCAAAUCUGACGAGUAUGGUCGCAUUGGCACUCCGCACUAUAUGGCACCGGAGGUGGUUUCAAGCCAGUUGUAUGGCAAGCCAGUUGACGUUUGGGCGGCUGGCAUUCUACUACAUGUGCUACUGGUUGGAUACUUGCCAUUUACUGGCACUCGGGAGAGACUGUUUGAAGCCAUCUGCCGAGGACGACUCAGAUUUGACGCGCCAAUGUGGGAUGAUAUCAGCGACGCAGCCAAGGAUCUGGUGCAACGAAUGCUCACCGUAGACCACACCCAGCGCAUCACUAUACAAGAUGUGCUCAACCAUCGGUGGAUAAGGGACCGCGACAAGCAAAGCCGCAUCCACUUAGCCAGUACGGUGGAGGAACUGAAGAAGUUCAACAGUCGCCGACGGCUCCGCGCCGCGACCCUCGCUGCGGCCGCUGCGGAUGACGAGGAGGAAGACGACCAGAAGCCGCCCAGGAUCCAGGCUAUGAUUGAGGAGGCCAAUGCUGCAGCUGUGAACCUGGUGGUGGAAUCUCUAGAUGACGUGUCUGUGUUGCAAGAUGGGCCCACAUUCAUCGACCCAGACUUGUUCCACAGUGUACUCGACGAUCUGCAGUUACGAGCUCUUUUGGAAGUGUACGACCGCAUCGCUUGCACCGUGGUGGUGGCGAGUGCCCGUGCGCCGGCCGCCGAGGCGCGUGCGCGCUGCCGCCUGGCGCUGGAGGCGGCGCGGCCACGCGGCGCUGCGCCCGCGCCCGCCGCUGCAUCGCCUGCCGUCGCCACGCAUAUACACGAGCUGCGCCGCGCGCUCGCCGGACCGCACGUCAAGGCCCUACUACAGGCUCACGAUGUGGUCGCCAGAGAGGUGUACGGCGAGGAGUCUCUCCGCGCGUCCCCUCCCCCGGUCAACGGGAGGACGCCGGCGCCGCAGCCCGACGACGAGGAAGACACCGAGCCCGAGUUCGAGAACGUGACAAGGGUGCGCCUCGUGCAGUUCCAGAAGAAUACUGACGAGCCCAUGGGCAUCACCCUCAAACUUGCGGACGACGGGCGCUGCAUUGUCGCACGUAUCAUGCAUGGAGGCAUGAUCCACCGACAGGCUACGCUGCAUGUCGGAGACGAGAUUCGAGAGAUCAAUGGAACUCCAGUCGCUAACCAGUCAGUGGCGCAGCUCCAACGGAUGCUGCGGGAGGCCCGUGGAUCGGUGACAUUCAAGAUUGUGCCAUCGUACCGAUCAGCUCCUCCACCCUGCGAGCUUUUCCGGAUAAAGCCUUCGCCCGUGCUAAUCUUCGUAAGAGCACAAUUUGACUACGAUCCGUUAGAAGACGAAUUGAUUCCGUGUGCUCAAGCCGGAAUCGCCUUCAACACAGGAGAUAUUCUACAGAUCAUCAGCAAAGAUGACUCACAUUGGUGGCAGGCCCGUAAAGAUGCAGCAGGAGGAUCUGCUGGUCUCAUUCCAAGCCCAGAACUUCAGGAGUGGAGAGCCGCUUGCGCCGCUGCUGAACGAUCGACUACAGACCAAGUCAACUGUUCUAUAUUCGGACGCAAGAAGAAGCAGUCCAAAGACAAAUAUUUGGCGAAACACAACGCGGUAUUCGACCAACUGGACGUCGUGACAUACGAAGAAGUUGUCAAGUUACCUUCAUUCCAAAGAAAGACAAUAGUACUGUUGGGUGCACACGGCGUUGGUCGUCGUCAUAUAAAGAACACGCUCAUCGCUCGUCACCCAGACUUAUACGCAUACCCUAUACCACAUACCACUCGACCUCCAAGGCCCGAUGAAGAGAAUGGCAGAAGCUACUAUUUUGUGUCUCACGAAGAAAUGAUGGCUGAUAUUGGUGCCAAUGAAUAUUUGGAAUAUGGAACGCACGAAGAUGCAAUGUACGGAACGAAGCUGGAAACUAUCCGACGUAUCCACGGAGAGCGUCGUAUCGCCAUCUUGGACGUGGAACCUCAGGCUCUGAAGAUACUGCGGACAGCCGAGUUUGCGCCGUACGUCGUCUUCAUCGCCGCUCCUCCACUCAAUAAUGUUGCUGAUUACGACGGCUCUUUAGAAGUGCUGGUCCGCGAAUCUGAGCAACUCCGACGCACAUAUGGCCAUUACUUCGACCUGACGAUCGUCAACAACGAUAUCGAAGAUACUUUAGGCCAACUGGAAACGGCCUUGGUACGACUUCGCUCCACUCCGCAAUGGGUGCCCGUGUCCUGGGUCUAUUGACAAACUGAUUUUUACCUGUAAAGUAAUUUAAUACCAUCGUCAAAUUGUUGAAUGUCACUUAUUGUUCGAAACUAACUCUGUGUUGCCAUGUACUCUGGAUUGCGAGUGUGUUGGUGAAUUUUGCACAAAGGUACAAAUUAUCAAUGGUGUACAUGAUAUUGUACAUGUAUACAAUGCUGAAUAGUGUGACUGUAAGUGUGGGUGUGGAACUUUAUCAUACACAAUAAGUGACUUUUAAGAGUUUGAUGGUUUUACUCUGCUAAUUUGUCGGAAAAGAGCGUAGUAAACUUCGCGUUGGUACCUAUACUUAAAUUACCUACAUUGAAUCCUUUAAGAAACUCUAACGAAAUUGACACUUUUUCAUCAACUUCGGCGCAAUCUCAUCGACUAUCUACGAAAUGUGUAAUGUGAGUGACGGAUUUAGGGUGGUAUUAAUAAACUAAUAUCAGCUUCGAGACUGCCCUCAAGAUCAUGUCAAUGUGACAUUCUUAUAUAAAAACAGGGACUUGAGCAUGAUCUUGAGGGCAGUCUCAGCUGAGAUUAGUUUAUUAAUACCACCCUAAGAGUUGAUUUUAGACAAGAUAAGAUAAACAAUGGACAGAUGAGAUCUGUUCGACGUGGAAGAAGGUUGUUGUUCCAAAAUGACCCUAGUUGACAUUGUUCGUGAUCGGAUGGUUAUGUAAAGCAGGAUGUGCUUGACAAUGAAAGACAUUCGUGUGAAUGUUUGCACAUUUGAAUGUGUGCUAAUAUUUUCUCGAAAUAUUCUUUCUGAAACAAGUCAAAGAUGAAAUCUAUUGAGGAAGUUGAAAACGUUAGUUUGACAUUCACAGCUUGAGUGCUUUUUUGGGAGAGUAGUCUCUAAAAAAUCACCAUUAAAUCUUCUUCCUUUUUCUUCACAAUAAUUCACUUUAAAUGUUUCAAUUUUGUCUUAUUCCCACUUUAAAGAAUAUUUAAAUUUAAAGAAAAUAUAACAACGUAGUGCACCAUAAAAUUCCGUUCCUGGUCACACUGUACCUACAAAAAAUAAGAUAAUCGAAAAAAAAUAUGGUUUUGUUUAAAAUAUUAAAAAUCGUUACGUAUUAAAAUAGUACAAAUAUUUUAAAAGACAUAAGUACGUUACUUCUGUUACUUUAUGAAAACUAGUAAUAAUUAAAUUGUUAUGUUGCAUAUUUAUAUUAUUUUAACUUUAAAAGUAAUAUUUAUAAAAGCUGUCAAACAACUUCUUUAAAUUAAGGCAUCGGAAAAGUCUACAAUAAUGAUAUAAUUGUUUGGUGCAAAAGCUCAAUUUCACUAUGUGCCAAAUAUGUAAGAAAGAACUAAAUUAAUAAAAUAUAUCGAAUUAGACUUGCGCACGAUACGUUCACGAGACUUUUGGAACAAUGUACAUAAUUAUAUUAGUAAUUAAAUUUAAAAAGCAACUAAUUCUCUAGAACUAUACCGUAGUCAAAAUGUUUACUUCAAAAUUUAAAUCUAAGAUCUCUACUACUAGGUUACUGUUAUGAAUUUAAAUCUUGUCGUUAUACAACUACGUGAAGGCAUUGUUAGUUCCUACACUUUUUCUUUACUUUAGAAAAAGGCAAAGGCACGAAGGCGUAGUGCCACAUUUUGAUGCGUAGGUAAUUGGAAUUUGCUGUUUUUUAGAGUUCCGAAUCUCAAAAGGAAAAAUAGUUCCGCCUUAUACGAUCACUUUGUUUUUAUUUUAUUUCGGUACUUACCGCGCUUUCAUCAUGCGGUAAGGGGUAAGGGGUGGGUAAUCAUUGGUGGUAGGACUUGUGCCAAGUCCGUCUGGGUAAGUACCACCCUCAUACCUAUUUCUACCGUGAAACGGCUAUCCUUGCUGUAUUUCGGUCUGAAGGGUACGAGAGCCAGGGUCAUUACUGGGCACACGAGACGUUCAAUCUCUUCUCAAUCGUCGUAUCUGUGAUCAAGGGGACACAGGUAUGAUUGUGUAUUGGGUAACAGUGUGCUCUUACCACAAGAGGCAUUGUUUACCCGCCAUUUUAUUUUCAGUCAAUAAUUUCAAAUUUCGAACUUAUAUCAAUUUAAUUUUCGAACGAAUACCUUUCCAUGAUUUGUUAUUGUUAUUAUUUGUUGUGAUAAAUUAAAUUUAUAAUUUAUUUCAAUUAUUUAUUUAACAGUGAUUUAUGUCCUUACGAUUAGUUCCAGUGCCUUCCGUAGUUGUAAAACCGUCUAUUGACUAUAUCACAGGAUUAGAAAUCACAGGGUUGCAUGGAUCAGACUUAGUAAUUUUAAUUGUGGAUAAUUUCACUUCAAUUCUGUAUGCUUUCAUUCUCUAAAAUUUUCGAUGUCUUUUUAUGGAUUUAUUUCGACGUUCGGUGCCAUGGAGUUCUCUAAAUCACUUUUUUUAAAUCUGCUGUUAUUUUUUCGUGGCUGAGCAUGAUAUUGGUUUGCAAGACAAAGCAGUGGCAUAUGCGUGAAGCUGAGAUGGUUAAGUUUUCACCGGGUACUUGCCCAUCUCUAGAUAGAUGUGUGGUGGUGUGGUAUUGUUUUGCAAUGUCUUAAUAUCGGCUCAAGUUACUCUUCCUUUUCAAAUGUGUGAAUGGCCAGUAAUUCACAUAUCAUUCUAAACAUCAUUACAUUGUUUUUUUAUGUUAUGGAAAGCCGUCAAGAAUUCGGAAUGUUUAUGGCAAUAUCUGGAUAUGUCAAUGAAGCAAGCAGAAGCCCAAGCUUCUCUUAGGAAUUUUUUAACGACUAUUCGUAACAUAUAUUUCUUCAUGGCACCAUAAAUAAUUUCCAUUUAUAUUUUUUCUAUAUUUUUACUAUUAAGUAUACUUGUUAGUUUUACUUCAAUGAGGUAGUUUCAAUAAAACGAGCGUCAUUAAACACUGGCAACGAUUGAAAAUUCGCAGGUUUCAAUCGUUACAGUUGAACCUGCAAUCGUUGGACACCAAAAACAAUAAACAUCUAUUUGACCCAAAAUUCAUCGAAAUUCCGUUACCUCGUUGAAGUAGACGAUUUUACAGUAAUUCACACGCCUGCACUAAAGCAUUCCUGUACAUAAAUUUAAUUAUAAAGUAGCAAAAUUUUACUAUAUAACUCUCACAUUUCUCUAUUUUUAAUUUAAAUUAUGUCUAGGCUAAAUUAAUAUUUCGUAAGUGUUCAAAACGCUGUGGUUUUUCAUCUUUAUGUAAUGUUGUUAUUGAUAAUCUUUAUUCUACAUCUGGAGUUAUUAUUAGUUAUAACUGUAUGUCAUUUCUGGAAUGUUACUUCUUGAAGGCCAUCACAUCUGCCGAAAUCGAGAUUCCACGCGUAUUAUGAAAUUACAAAAUAGUACUUACCUACUGAGUUCAUUACUGAGUUAUUAAGUAAUAUUCGAUUCCAUAAAGUUCGCCGCAUUUUCUUAUUACACACAAUUUCAUUUCAUUUUUUUUAAUUUCUGUCAUGUACUUAAAAAUGUUUGGGGUUUUCUACCUUAAUUGUUUACUUUUUUAAUCCUUGAAUGUCACGCUUAUUUGUAAUUUCAUAAAACUUUUCUAAUACCUUACGUAAUAUUUUCUCAAAAUUUUUAGUUAAUUUUCGUAAUUUAUUUUCACGGAGGCGUCACUUACUUUUUCAUUCGCGUUGUUGUUUUAUGUACCUUUUCAAAUGUUGAUUGUUUUACCUCUUGAAAUGUAGAUGUAAGGUCAAUAGUGAAUUAAUGUAGUUAAAAUAUCUUUAAUUAGUACAAGGUUCAGGUCGAGGUUGGUUGGCAAUCGCUAAGGGCAGUGGCAAGCACUAGUGUGUUUUGUUGAAAGAGAUAUCAGUGUUGUAAUUUUUAAAUGUUUAUAAGUUUCAUAAGUACCGUUUUGUUAUGUGAUAAAAUUAUUUUGCUAUCAAUAAGGGUGUUAUUGUAGGUGUCUACACAUUUUUUUAAAUUAGUUGCUUAAUAAUUUAAAAAAAAUAUGUGACAUCAUUUACAACGUGCAAUAAAGUAAAUUUCUGAAUCUCAACAAGUUAUUAUUCACUAAGAUCUUCUGUUAUGGUUUAAUGGCUUGUUUAAGAUUAUGAAUUUACCGAACCCUUUACUCUGUAAACAGUUUUGAUGUUGUGUCAAAUCUAGUAAGAUUCAUUUGUGUCGCAUUUGUUUAAACAUCAAACAUUUAUAUUCCUACUACAUUUUGAAAUUUACCUUCUUCUUUACGGGAUUUUCUUAAGGGAGUUAGUCAAAACAAACAAUUGUCUCCUAAGGAACCAUAUAAUUUGUUUUAAACAUAGUUGGUUGGUACAAAUUAUAUGGUGAAUUCGUCGUCAAUGGUUUGAUUUGAUUGAAACGUUGACCUUGUGUUUUAUUCACCUUUCAAGCUGUCAGGUUUUGUAAUGUAAUAUUUUUCAAACUACUUACUACCUAUAACCGAAUAUUUUUUUAUAUAUAAUAUAUAGCUCUUGUAUAAGUUUUCACGACAAAUGUGUAAGUCAAUUCUGACUAAUAUUGCCCCAAAUGAAUCAUGUCAGCAUUUAGUUAAGUAAUAUUAUGAUAAUAAGGCACAGCGGAGUAAGUAACUAGGUAUGACUUAUUUGGGGCCACCAGUCCGUGUUGAUUUACUUAGUAAUUUUGAGAGAAAAUUUAUACUAUUUAUAACCCAUGUUAUAACCCAUUAUCUAAUACUACCAAGUAAAUUGCAAGUGCACUUUAGAGGUUCAUUUUUGUAAAUAUUGGCAUAUACCUGAUUAUAUUUCUUUCUGACUGCAAUGUCUAUUGGCCAAACUUUGUAAGUCAAAAUAGCUUUUAAUUCCCCAAAAGAAACACAACAAUAAGGAAAGACGAACACUUUGGUAAUGUGUUUCCUUUGGGGCCGGCUACUGAACUACAAAUUUUAUGCUAAUAGGCCUUUUCACCCAACUACGGCAAAGCAAAAACGAGGGUUAUGUAUUUGACCUACGUAACGUUCGUGAAUAGCCUAUAUACGUCCCAACGCUCGGCAAAUUUUACCUUUCUUUCAUUUUUCGAGAUUUUGCUAAGUGUGUUAGUCAAAGCAAAAAAUUGUCUCCUAAGGAACCAUAUAAUUUGUUGUAAACAUAGCUGGUUGUGCGAAAUAUAUGGUGAAUUCGUGGUCAAUGGUUUGAUUUGAUUGACACGUUGUUUUGUAUAAUCUUUCAAACUACUUAGUACCUAAAACCGAAUCAUUUCAUAUUGUUAGCUCUAAACUAGUAUAAGUUUUCACGUCAAAUAUGUAAGUCAAUACUGUCUAAUUUUGCCCCAAAUGAAUCAUGCCAGCAUUUAGUUAAGUAAUAUUAUGAUAUUAAGGCACAGCGGAGUAAGUAAGUAGGUAUGACUUAUUUGGGGCCACCAGUCCGUGUUGAUUUACAUACUAAUUUUGAGAGAAAAUUUAUACUAUUUCGUCUUUUUUGUUACACUACCAAGUAAAUUACAAUCAUACCUAUUAAAGAAGUUUCUUUUUUGUAAAUAUUGGCACAUACCUAAUUAUUUCUGUCAUCUAAAUCUUCUUAAAUGCAACUUGUAUCUUGCAAUUCACUCGUAAUUAUUGUAAUAUUGGCUCAAUAUUUAUAAUUUCUACCCAAAAUUAUUUUUUUUAUAAUAUAAUGCUUUUUAAACUAUCUUGAAUCGCGCAGUUUUUACUAAAUUAAAAAUAAAAACAUUUUAUUUAAAAUAUUGGCUCAAAUUAUUUUAAAAAACUUGUAAUCGAAACAUAGAGUAUUAUAUUUUCCGCAAAUGGAGCAAUGAGUUGAGUAAACCGGUGCUACACUGCUUCACUUCGGAUAAACGUCUGUCUUUAUUUGCAAUUUUUUGCAUUAUUAUAAAGCCAGUUUUAAUAAUUUAUAAAUUACAGCAAUCUAUAAAUUCACAUAAUUUAACUGGGAAUUAUGUGAAUACCUCUUCGGAUGAUUGAGUAAUUAUUUUGUCUGUUUUUUUUAUGAGAAAUUAAUCAAAUGUAAUGAAUAAUUUGUCAUAAAAAACGCGACUGCUUCAACUUAUAAAUUGAUAUAAAACUAGAAUAUUCCCAGAAGAAACAUUCAGGAGGCCAGUGAUGAAAUGUUUCUUUUGGGUCAAACUGUCUAUAAUAAUUUAUAAAUUGAGGGUUUUUUCUUCUAAUAUAAUAUAUAUCUAAAAUCAUUACAAUACUGGCAGUAAGAUGUGGCUGGCUAAAAUAAUUUUUAAUUUUUUAAUCAAGUUGUAAAUAAAACUCUGUGAAUCGAAAUGGAUCUUACUGCGAACUUUUAGUCUGUUCUGAUUCACAAGUUUUAUCUAGCCUGUAUUUUUGAAAUUACCUAUUUUAUUUUAUAUUUCACAAAAACAAUAUAUAGCGACACAAAUGAUUCUUCUUGGAAUUUUAAUUUCACAAUAUUAUACCUGUAUUUUUCCGUUACUAAUAUUUAGGUGUAUUUAUUUCCAAUAAAUUCAUAAUUUAAAAAACUAUGUUAGUCAAAACAGAUUCAAUACCGUCAAAGUAAACAUCGCGAACGACAACCGAGUACGACUGAGCACCUUUGGCGCAAACCCUUUGUUUUGAGUAACAAGUUUGGCGACUUAAUAAUGUUUUGUAUAAGAUAUGUCUCUCUGAACGGUAUUUCGCGGUGUAGCCCUAUAAAUCGAAGCAAGUCGUUGGUAUUCGUAUACCCUAAGAGGGCUAUUCACGUGAACUGAUAAAGACCUUCACAGUCAUGUGAAUAUUUCUUUUAGAAGGUUUGCUUAGGUCUAUAGGUUUAUAACGUACAGAAACGUUGAGUGGUGUGUCUGUCCAAAUUGUUAUUAAGUAAGUACCUAAUAAAAAAAUAAAUUGUGAAAUAUGCCAUCAUAAUAAUGAUCAUACGGCAUAGACAAUGAAAUAUAGAAACAAAAGAUUCUUUUAAAAGUAUUUAUUAGAACAAUAAAACUAUUCAUCGUUUAAAUUGUAUGGUUAAAACUUUGCUUGUUAAAUUUUGCAAUCCUAUAAUCGAGUUAGCGUUAUAAUAUUUAUAAUAAUUGUAUUUUCUUUUCCUGUAUGUUAGUGCUGCUCCUUUACGGAUGAGUGUUUGAGAGUCUAUGAUAAAUAAUAAGUAAUUAUAUGUAAUUAUUAAAAUAUUCUGAGAGUAUUUUUAAUGUUGUAAGCAUCACAAAAUUUAAACGCCUUUCCCAUAACAUUCCAUUUGUUUCUUAUUUGUUAUUCAAUUUAUUAUUUUUCAUUUUUGACUAAGCCUGUGGUUGGGCUAGUCUCUUUGUAAUAUCAGUUUCUUUUAUCUGAAAAAUAUAAUUUUAAUUUUAUUUAUUUACAAUUUAUUGUUGUUUUAAAUAUUAUUAAAAAAGUCUAGGCUUUGUUAAAAUUAAUUAAUAAUGUGAUUUUAGUUUUAGUGGCUCCUUAUGUGAUUUUAUAUUUAAUCCUAAUUUGUAAUCUAAUUUAGGUCGUCUUUAUUGUACUUAUUUUAAUUAAAUCCAUUAUUUUCCUGUGAUGUUAUGUUCAAGCUAAUCGAUAUAUUUCACCGCAUUAUAGAAAAAUAAAAUAACAAUGAAAUACGUAGAAAAAAAUACCUACAUACAAAAAUAACUAUUUAAUGUAUCGAAGUUUAAAUGUAAAAUCACAUGAAAUUGAACGAAUCUUAACCAUAGCGGAAUGUAAUAAUUAAACCUAUUAAUUUUAAAUGUUCAGUGCAAGUUGUUGAUGCUUAAAAACUUCCCUUUUUAAAUCUUACUCAAUUUUUUUUUAUUACAUAAGUACCUAGUAUUUUUAAUUGAAAUGAUUGGUAGAUUAUGCGCGUACAGGCUAUUUUUUUUGUGCGUGGUCCGUUAAUUUGUACCGGACGCGCGCACAAAUAAAAUAAAAUAUUGCCUGAAUUGUCUCUCGUUGCAUACGAAGUUAUGGCAACACCUACCGUAAAGAAGUAAAAAUGGAUUACAUAAUUUAUUUCACGAAAUUGUAAUAUUUAUAAUCUAAUUUACUGUUCAUUCCUUAGUUUAUUGUACAUGUAACAACUUGUAGUGAACGUAAUAUAUUAUAGGUGAAUAAAUUGUCACGAAAUGUACUCGUAUCAGUGAAUUGGGAAAGAUAGUAAUUUUAAUGUCACUGUGGGUUUAUCGAGAACAACUUAAGAUGACUGAAGUAAAAUCUUAUUAUAACUGUUAAAAUUGAAUAAACCGCACAAAAUAA
This is a messenger RNA of Pectinophora gossypiella (pink bollworm), 10951 nucleotides long. It is a transcript of the gene CASK, whose product is annotated as peripheral plasma membrane protein CASK. Lineage: Eukaryota; Metazoa; Arthropoda; Insecta; Lepidoptera; Gelechiidae. The transcript has 22 exons. Gene Ontology annotation, biological process: regulation of neurotransmitter secretion; protein phosphorylation. Gene Ontology annotation, cellular component: plasma membrane; cell-cell junction. Gene Ontology annotation, molecular function: ATP binding; signaling receptor binding; protein kinase activity. Bases 81 to 2870 code for a protein of 929 amino acids. The record is from RefSeq and is a predicted model, not a curated record.